CUGGCAGAAAUUGAUUUGGAGUUGUGUGCUGUUUCAUUUGUGAACGGUCGGCGUAAUGUGUUAAAAUUACUCAAAGGCGAAGAAGUGGAAGAUAUCCCAAUUUCAAAGUUCGUAUUUGAUGGUUGCUCGGAUUUCAGAAAAGACGUCUACAGAGCAUUACUUCGUAUUCCAAGAGGAACUACAAAAACAUACUCUGAGAUAGCAUCUCAAAUCGGUCGUCCAAGAGCCUACCGUGCCGUAGCACAAGCUUGCAGUGCUAACAUACUGGCUGUCGUCAUCCCUUGUCAUCGAGUCGUCGCUUCAAACGGAUCACUAGGCGGUUACUCAUGUGGUGUUGACAUAAAGCGACAGUUGCUAAAUAUCGAAUCUUUAGCAUGUGUACUUAAAACGCGAACUUCCUAUAUUUUUAAUGUUCCUAAAACACGAACUUCCUAG
Angiostrongylus costaricensis is the source of this 435-nucleotide messenger RNA. NCBI's taxonomy places the organism in Eukaryota, Metazoa, Nematoda, Chromadorea, Rhabditida, Metastrongylidae. The record is from the annotation of a GenBank genome assembly.